Molecule: messenger RNA, 2656 nt
Organism: Dendroctonus ponderosae (mountain pine beetle)
Lineage: Eukaryota; Metazoa; Arthropoda; Insecta; Coleoptera; Curculionidae
Product: bone morphogenetic protein 2
Exons: 5
Coding region: 490-1791 (433 amino acids)
Biological process (GO): SMAD protein signal transduction; BMP signaling pathway
Cellular component (GO): extracellular region
Molecular function (GO): cytokine activity; growth factor activity
Source: RefSeq, a predicted model, not a curated record
GGGAAUGUUCAACCCUAGCCUAUCAAUAUGCCUGACAUAAAUAUUAUUUAUGAAAUAUGCAAUGUUAUUGCAAUAUAAGUUCAAUAUGCUUUGGAAGUUAUUUUUAUUUUGUUUUCUCAAUAUAAAUUUUUAUAUCGAUGUGAUACUGCAAAAGUAAUGAGCACAUGUAAUUAUACUAGGCACGAACUAUCCAAAUGAUAAUAACUGGCAACGAGCUUAUCGCAUUCUUGUUAAGAAAACAUCAACCCAAAGCUGAUGUGUCACGCUUUUCCCAGGCGGCAGAGUAUAACUCUAAAGAUGUUAACGACCACAGGAAAUUUUGCGUAAAAGUACCAUAUCCUUUUCUAACCCGAAAAUAGAUAUUUAAUCAUUUAGCACGUGCCCUGUAGUGACAUUCUUCUUCGCAUUAUCAAAUCUUACCACUACAUUACUCUAGUUCCGAUAGAGAUAUAUCAGGUUCAAGGUUCAAAUGGAUCAUUCGAAACAGAAAUGUUAAGAAAUGGUGGGGUAAAGUUUAUGUUUAAGAGAGAAAUUCCCUGCAUCAAUUUAAAACAUUUUGUAAACAAGUUAGUGUGUCUUAUGCGUAUUUUUUCCGCAAUGUAUCGGAUUAUGUUAACGUUGGUGUACAUAUUCGUUCUCAGCGGCUCCGUUAGAUAUGUUGCUGGAGGCAUUUUUCCAUCUUCUUUUUACUUCAGAUCGGUAACGCAAUCGGAAAUACCUCAAGAAAACAGUGUCGAUUCGGAAAUUGACGAUCCGGAUACGGUCGGUACGAUCAGUGAAGCGGACUUUACCGCCCUCCGGAUUGAGUAUAUUAAAAAUCAAAUACUGAAAAAGUUACGACUCAAGGAAAAACCGCAGAUCACCAUUGCAGAUCUUCCCAAGCCCAUCAAGGAAAACGAAAACCUUUUACCCAACCAGGAUACGAAUUUCUUCAGCCGAUACGACGAUGAUUUUUAUGGAAAAACCACCCAAGCCGUUGUUCUUCCCUACGAAGAUGAAGCACGCUGCCUUAGAAAAGUGAAUUAUCCAUCAGCAUGUCUACCGUUCCAAAUGCCUAAUGAUAUUCAUAGUUCGGAUGUUAGUACCGCUGAACUGUGGUUCCAUAAGAAAGCUGAUAUCAUGGAUGCUCAUAAUCAGACUUUCAUAAUAUACGAAGUCGCUCAUUGGGACACCAAUAAGAGUUUCCAGAAAACAAACCCGAUUGCCAUUAGAGACACAAACAUUAAAGAAGGCUGGUUGAAAGUGGACGUAACAUACGUGGUGAAAAACUGGCUAGAUUUCCAGGACUCUCCAAUUCACGCUAUCAACGUUCUAUGCAAAACUUGCGGCCUGGAUAAAUCCCAAUCUCCAGUUUCAUUCUCUGGGGAUUUGAAGCCCUUCCUAAUCAUCUACACUCAUUCGCAGCAAAGACGAUCUCUGAUGCAUCGGCGUCCAAAACGAUCAUCAGAAUGCAAAGAUUCGCCUAAUGAAUGCUGCAGGGAAAGCCUGUACGUUUCUUUUGCGGAAAUCGGGUGGAAUGAUUGGAUAAUCAAACCCGAAGGUUACAAUGCCUUCUUUUGCAGAGGAUCCUGCACUACACCAACGGCCAUAAUGAAUAGUGCUACCCAUCAUAAUAGUAUAUUACAGAAAGUUAUGGGGAAAAACAAUCAAAGAGGCUCGCGACCGGAGCUGACACCAUGCUGUGCGGCUACGCAGUUUCAACAAUUGCACUUAAUAUACAUGGAUGGCAAUAAAACAUUAACCACGAAGUCACUGUCGAAUAUGAUUGUCGAAACUUGCGCUUGCAUGUAACUGAAAGAAUCGAUUUUUCAAAAUGUUUGAUAUGGGACGACCAAUCUUACGGGAAUUGUAUUAUUUCACUUGUUGGCUCUUGGUGGAACCCCGAAGUGGUUAUCCAUAUUUUGAAAAGUCGUCGUCAUAUAGUCACAUUGUCGUAAGCAGUAUUUUUAAUUCUAUGUUAAGACCAUAGCAAUGCUUGUGUGUAUGCCACUAAUGCUAAGUUCAAGCUAUUUGAGUUGAGAAGCUUUCACCAGUAUAGCAAUAAUUUUUAUUAAUAAAAGACUGCCGUUGGCUGGUCCAAUUGGUUGUUAAUGUUUCAGUGAAAACAUUUAAAAUGUUUUAAAAGCGGACAUGUUGUGCGGUGUCCCACCGUUAAUAACUCCUGUAGCGCUGGCGCUACUAAAUGAGUCCUUACUGUCUUGAUAGAGAUUUAUAUUGUAAUGGAAAAAUAUAUGUUCCUUGCAGUUAGUGAGUCUUGAUCUGUAGCAAACUUUACGUUUUUGUAAAGUCGACUUCAGAAUUAUGUUAAUCUAGAAUUAGAUUAUUGCGUACUCGAUAGUCCUGCGGACAAUUUUCGGAAAAUUGUCCAUGUCAGCACUUAAUUUAUUUAAAACAAUUUCCCUUAUGCACAGGGAGUGUGUAAACACUUUUAGACCCUAUUAUUUAUUAUAUUUAUUUGCAACUUUUUAUAUUUUUAUAUUAAUACUUGAUGACUUGAGAUCUAAACAGAGCUAAAAGUUUUUACAUAUUGAUUUUACUUAUUGUGUUCUAAAGCUAAUAAACAUUUGUGAUAUUUAGCAUUAAGACUUGAAUAUUUAUCUAAUAUAGUUGAAUUUGUAAAUUAUUGCUUUUUUAUUAAAGUUUUUUUUAGAAUCAA